This is a messenger RNA of Moneuplotes crassus, 1049 nucleotides long. The record is from the annotation of a GenBank genome assembly. NCBI's taxonomy places the organism in Eukaryota, Ciliophora, Spirotrichea, Euplotida, Euplotidae.
UCUGUUUCAUCCAUUUUAGCCCGGGAAAAUUUUGAGAGAUAUGUCCGAAAUGUGACACCCCCGAUGCCGAAAUGGGAAAGUGACGAUUCUUUAACAACAAGAAGUGUUAUCAGUACGAUCUCUAAUCAAGGAAGACUAGACAAAGUGAACCAGUAUAAGAUCAUAAAGAUAAUCGGUCAAGGGUCAUUUGGAAAGGUUUUCCUCUCUAAAGACUGAAACACAGGCAAAAAGAGAGCUUUGAAAAUCCUUGACAGAAAAAUGAUUUCCUGGACUUUGAUCAAUAAAACUCAGACUGCAGAAGCAGCUGUCAGGAAGGAGAUAGCUAUCAUGAAGAAGCUGAAACACCCCAAUGUUGUUAAAUUAGUAGAAGUUAUAGACCAAGAAGAUGAUGAUGCAAUAUACUUGGUAAUGGAAUAUGCUGGCAAGCAUUCUUUGCAAGCAAAAAUGAAGAAAAGCAAAAUUCCCUCUGUGUAUAUCUGGAAUUACUUCAGAGAUGCUCUUAGAGGGCUUCUAUACUGCCACGAGGAAGCAGGUGUUGUUCAUAGAGAUAUUAAACCUGAGAAUCUUUUGAUUACAAAAGAUAAUAGGAUAAAAAUUGCAGAUUUUGGGUGAAGUGUUAUUAUCCAGAAUGGCUCAAAGGAUCUUGAAAACACAGUAGGAUCUAACUAUUUCUUCUCUCCAGAAAUAACUCAAGGGGUCACUCAUGAAGGUAAACCAAGUGAUGUAUGGGCAUUAGGAGUAACUUUAUAUCUUAUGCUAUUUGGUGAGUAUCCCUUCCAAGCUCCAAGCAAUGAAUACCAGAUUCUCUACAGAAGAAUUCAAAACGAAGAGCCAUACUACCCAGUAGACUUCGAAGACAAAGACGCUAUUGAUCUUCUUAAACAGAUAUUCAUCAAGGACCCAAAGCUACGAAUCACUCUCAAACAAAUAAAGACCCACAGCUGGGUGACCGCUUCCGGAAAGUUCCCCUUAGCAGACAAAGAGGAGCAACUAUCUAACGAUGACUCCCAAGUUGAGGCAUAAAAACACUAAAAAUUUAACAAUAUAUU